Eimeria tenella is the source of this 5223-nucleotide messenger RNA. RefSeq lists its product as uncharacterized. The transcript is spliced from 10 exons. Lineage: Eukaryota; Apicomplexa; Conoidasida; Eucoccidiorida; Eimeriidae. The record is from RefSeq and is a predicted model, not a curated record. Bases 1 to 5223 code for a protein of 1740 amino acids.
AUGGCAGAUGAAGACUUUUUCUCCCUUCUCCUCAGCAACCAUAUUGGGGGAGGAAGCGGGAUGCCCCCUGACGAGCUACAGCAACAACAACUGCUCCUGCAACGUCGCCAACGUCGACUUCAGCAGCAGCAGCUUAUGCAGCAGCAACAGCAGAAUACCAGCACUAGCACUAGGGAAGGACGAAAUGAAGAGGGCAUGACUCAAUGCCAUGCCAGGCUUGAUCGCCGCGCACGAUCAGCUGUUCGCGCAAACGCAUCAGAAACAAAUGGUGAGCGCUGGAGUCCACUGCAGCGAAUACAGGCGAAAGUGCUGGGAGGCCAGCAGCAUCAGGGGAUGGAGCCGCUCACGGAACAGAGACGCAAGUCGCGAUCGAAACGGCAACACAAGCAGAACACGGGGGGAAAGCAGCAGCAGUACCUGCAGCUCUCAAAUGGAGGGGAAAUUCGCCAUUGUGCAAGAGAAUCCCAUUGGAUUAUUCACAGCGACAGGAAAAGCGGCCGCGGCAGCACCUCAAGCAUAAGUGGCAGCAGCGCCCCUGGCAUAAGUGGCAACAGCAGCUGCACUUCCAGAAAAUCGAAGUGCUCGAGGCAAACGGAGGCAAAUCGCCGGUGGAGGUUCAGGAGCAGCAGCUGCACAGGCAGUGCACUACACUGCAGCAGCGAAAGCAGUUACAGUAGGAAAGGAAGCAAGGGUAGGUGCCAAGAUGGAGGCUGCAGGCCCUGCAGAGACAGGAGGGAUGACAGGAAAGCUCCUGAUGAAAGUUUGACUAGGAACCAGAUAGAGUCAAGCAGCAUCGAUGAAUGCAGUAGCAGCAGCAGCAGCAGCAGCAGCAGGCCAUGCCACAGCAGUCGCCGUACUCGAACCUGCUCUAAUUCCUCAGCCUGGAAGAAACAGAACCAUCGACGAGAGCCGAAUGUAGAACAGCCAGAAGAGCUGCUGCAAUGCCGACAGCAAAAGCUGCACCAACAGGAUCACAACCAGCUCCAACGUCAAAGUGACAGGAGCGGCAGUAGCAAAGAUUCAGUUGCGUCCUUGAUCUCCCGCAGUCGUCGCCUUCUGUUAGGAAACGCUUCGAGACUUCGAGAGCGACGGCAGCAUCAGCACCCAUUGCAUCAGCAGCAAGAAGAACAUCUGCGCCGAGAACAGUUGCCGCAACAUGUUGCGCUGCAGCCAAAGGAGUGCAUUCAACAAGAACGAAAAUAUCCAGCGCGGCAGAAACGCAACAGCAGCCUCAGCAGUACUGGAACAAAUACAGUCAACAACGACAGCGACUUCAGGAAUCGCAGCAGCAAACUGAACCUUUUCACAGUGCCCUACCACCAAGGCAGGGACACGCAGAUGCCUGCCAGAGUCCAGGAGCCGCAGCCACAACAACACAAUCUAAAGCUGCUGCAGCGUCAAGAGCCAUCCCACCAAAAGCAACAGGAAAAAAGUGGAACAAAACUUCGAGAGAUGGAAGAUGCAAUACAGCAGGCAAGGCUGCUGCUGCUACAGCAGCAACAACAACAGCUCCAGGAGCUCCAGGUGCAGCAGCGGCUCCUGCAGCAACAACAGCUGCAGCACCAAAAGGCCGAGGCCGAGUUAAGAGAAAGGGAACACCAGCUCCAGCAGGCCGAGAUCGCGCUGCGUUCGGAGCGACGGCAGCAGCAAGGAGCAAACAACAUGCGACAGCAGCGUCGUGCUGUGGCAGCAGCAGCUGCUGUUGGAGCAGCUGCAGCAGCAGCAGAAGCGGAAGCAGUUGCGGCUCACAACCAGCAGAAGAAGCACCUACAGCAACGCAUUGCCGUACUUCAACUUGAGCUGCAGCAGACUGCGGAAGCCAAGCAGGAGCAAGAAGCUCUCGUAGAAGCGCUGCGAAGAGAGAAGGAGGAACAGCGUCACGCAGCAGCAGCAGCAACAGCUGAGCAGGUCAAAGAGAGCCUGCAGCAACAGCAGCUGCUCAGACAGCAGUUCCAGAAGCAGAUCACGGAGCUCUCUAGUGUUCACCAGAGGCAGCUGCAGGAAGCGCAGCAGCAACACGAAAAGAAGCUGCAGCAGCAGCUAAACAAGCACCAGGAAACGGCGAACAGCGAAAGAGGACAGCUGCAGCAAAAGCUGCAGGAGCUUCAACAGGCGCUUGAGACUAUCAAGCUACAGAGGGAAGAGGAAAGGGCAAAAGAAGAGCACCAGCAUCAAGCGAAGGCAGCCGAGUUAAGAAAGUUGAAAACGUGCAACAAUCUUCUGCGUGAGCAAGUACAACAGCAGGAACAGCAGCUGCAGCAGCAUCAACAAAAUCUGGGGCUGCUGCAGCAGCGAGCCGAGAAGGAAGUGCAGCAGCAGCGCGAGAAGCAACAGGAGCACGAACAGCAAAUGAUGCAGGCUGUGGAACAGCUGAAUGCUGCGGUUUCCCACAAAGAGGCAAGAAUAAAGAGUCUGCAGGAGGAGACCGAAGCUGAGAGGCAGAUGGUGUUGCUUCAAUCAGAAGAGCUCGAGGAAACCCGCAAACGCCUUGCUGCUGCAGUAUCGCAGCAGCAACAGCAACAGCAGGCACUUCACGAACAGCAGCAGCAGCUAUUGCGAAUGCAAAGGAAGCAGCAGCAGCAAGAGGAGGAUGCAGCAGCACUGCAACAGCAGUUGCAGCAGCUGCAUCGACAGAACGAAGCAGCCGAACGGGAGCAUGAGGACAGAUACGCUGCGCUCCAAGCUGAAUCAAGCCAAAGAUUGCAGCAGCUGCUGCAACAGGAACAGCAACUCCGGCAGGAAGUUGCAGCGCAACGCAUGUUGCUGCGGAAGGGCAACAGUAGCAGCGAUGAGCUGCUGCUGGCAAAGCACGAGCUUACUACCCUAAAGCAUGAACUGCAGGAGUUGUUAGCUGAGGAAACAGGGAAGAGGGAAAGCUUGAUGCAACAAAAUGAGCAGCAAAAGCAACAAAUCGCCACGAAGCAGCAGCUGCUGCGCUGCCUCAUGCAGGAGAAAGCUGGCCUAGAAGCCCAGCUGUCGCAGGUACAGCAACAGCAGCAACAGCAAAAGCAACAACAGGAAGACGCGUGCAAAGAGCACGUAGCACAAGCCUUACAGCUGGAGAAACAACGAGAAGAAGAGAAGCACAGAGCUGAGCAGCUGCAGCACAAGUUGGAGCAGCAGCAGCAGCAGCUACUCCUGCAGCAACAAAAGCUUGAUUCUCUUUCUCGCGAAAAUGAGGAGAAGCAUCAGCAGCUAUUAUUGCUGCAGCGGGAACAACUAGCCCUGCAAGCGCGCCUAGAAACUGAAUCAGCAGAAACAACGAAGCUGAGAGAUACACUAUAUGCCGCUCAAAAGACCGUCCAAAGACAGCGGGACCAACUGGUGGUGUUGCAGAAGGCAUGCAUGCGUCGAGGAGACAGGGUGGAUAAUGAACUCUUGCAGCUGACAAAUUCAGUACAGCCAGUGGCGGAAAUAACAGCAGCUUCUGAUAAUGCAGUAGAUGCACUUGUUGAAUCGCCUGCUGAUCUGUACACGAAAGCAGAUAAUGCUGCAGCGUCUCUGGUUACUCAAGAAGGUGCGACGUCAACGGACACGGCACGAAGUAACAGCAAACAGCUUGCUGUGCCGCUGGAGAUGUUUUCUCUACCAGAGGCUAACGCCGUGCUGCAGAACAGCGGACAGAAGCAACAACAGAAGCACAAGCAACAGACCAAGCAGAGCCGCCAGAGCAGUGCCGAUACUUGCGACAGUGAACUGCACCCGAACUACAGCAGCAGCAGUAACAGCAGCAGCAGCAUGCAGGCCUUGCAAGAAGAUCAGAGCAUGUCCAGCAGCAAGAGCUCCGCCAGGACAAGCAGCGCAGCAAGCGACACCAGCAGCUACAGCAACUCCUGUAACAGCGAAUGCGAUAGUUCUUUCAGCUUCUUCCGCGAGAGGACCGAACCCAUCUGCAGUGACAGCAGCUCGAGCAGCACAAAAGAACAGCAGAAGCAUAUGCAACCUGGAGACACACCACGGUUUGGUCCUGCAGCGCAGUUCCUGCAAAGACUGGUCAAAGCGCGGCGCACCAGCAACACCGGGCAGCAGCAGUGGCAGCAGCGGAGAGAAACAGCCUCAGGAUUCAAAUAUAGUUCUAACAUUAGCAGCGAAGAACUAAAAAGCAGCAGUCACCUUGGGCUACUGCAGAAGGCGCUCAGUGAACUUCGGAGCUCGACACUGGCUGCGAGGAAACGUAUACGGGAGCUGCAACUGCAGCAGCAGCAAGUGGCAAAGCAGCUCCAGGAGGUUGAAUGGCAGCAGCAACGGCAGCAGCAAGAAGAGGCCAAUGCAUAUGAACAGCUCGCGCAACAAUCUUGCUGCUGCGAAAUAGCUUACCAAGACCUUCUGCAGCAAACAAGUCGUUUUGCUACUGCCAUCCGAAAUAAGCAAAAGCUUGAGGGUGCCGCUCUUCUGGCUGCUACAGAGGACCCUGCAGCUAACGCAGAAGGCAUAGUACCCGCACUGACAGAAACAGUGAGUGACGGUAUAAACGGCCCUGUUAGAGCUUUCAUUGACGCUGCAGUAGACGCGGAACAGGAGGAGGCGCUGCAAGCGCUGCUGACAGCAGCAGACAGAGACACAGUUCGCGCCGCCACUCAGUACUGGACGAGGGAAGCAGCCAUCGCUAGGUGGAUACUACAGCGAGCUCAUGCGGAAAGAGACUCAGCAGCGAACAGUAGGCAGAAAUCGCAGCUGCAGCUGCAACAGCUGCAGCGGCAAACCGAAUCAGGAAGACUUCAGCUGCAGCAGCUGCAAAGGCAGAAACUCGCUUUACAGUCAGAGGAGACGUUUUGCAGAAGACAGCUAAGAAGUUUGGUUAACAGGGAGCAGCAGCUUCUGCUGACCACUUCCCACAAAAGUUGCAGCACGAGAAAUCGCAGCACUGUGCCUUUUUUCAGUGAGCGUGCAUUGUCCCUCGGCAGCAGUUGCAGAGCGGGCGCUAACCGAAGUGCUUCAGCAGAACCGUCGAGCGGCAGUGGUAGCGCACCCCCUCAAUCCGUAGCUACUUCUGCUGCUUCCCUUUUGAAGGAGAGAGGCAACACGGGCAACACCAGUUUGCAGGCCCUAAGUUCGCUGGAAAAACUACUCCAGCACCACAGCAUGCUAUCCUUAUCGCCCUCACUGAAGAACUGGAACUCAGAAUCGGCAGCAGCAGCAGAAGAAGUGAAAAUGGCAAGUGAAAGUCUUCACAACAAAGGCUGCUCUUUCUGGGUGCACCUAGAGGAAAGCGCAGGUCUGUAG